AUGAGCGGCAGCAGCAGCGCAGAGCUCGCCGAGCACGAGCCGCGCGUGAAGCUGUUACGUAAAGGGUUUGCCAUCACCGAUCUGCUGGGACUGGAGACAGACGCACACGCACGGCCCGGACAUGCACACCUGUCGGCGCCUCCUGGAGACUCGCAGGGGCCGCUGGGUGCUUUCACGUUCCCCGGAGGCGCGCUCCCGCUGGGCCUCGGGUUUCUGUGCAGUCUCGCGCAGCAGCAGAACGCGCACUGCUUUCUCCCCGGGCACGUGCCACUUCUACAGACACGCGCAGACACGCACUACCUACACGCGGACGCGCGCGACUCGGCCUUCUCAGAUGAGGAGUGUCUCUCAGACCGAGACAAGACCAGCAACAACAAACGCAAGAAGAGACGACACAGGACCGUGUUCACGUCGCUGCAGCUGGAGGAGUUGGAGAAGGCGUUUCAGGAGGCACAUUAUCCAGACGUUUACGCCAGAGAGAUGUUAGCUCUGAAGACCGAGCUCCCAGAGGAUCGGAUCCAGGUGUGGUUCCAGAACCGAAGGGCGAAAUGGAGGAAGCGUGAGAAAUGUUGGGGGCGGAGCUCGGUGAUGGCGGAGUAUGGGCUCUACGGGGCCAUGGUGCGACACUCCAUCCCUCUGCCUGAGAGUCUGCUCAAGUCUGCGAGAGAGGGGGCCGUGAGCAGCGCCCCCUGGCUGCUGGGUGAGGCCUCGCAACGAAUGCAUAAGAAGUCUCUGGAAACACGGAAGUGCUCGAGCCCCGCCCCCUCCUAUUGCGACCCUGAGCGACCUUUGACCCUGGGUGACCCCCGCUCGACCCCGUGUGCCACCCCUGACCCCUGUGUGACCCCUGACCCCGAAGACGACCAAUCAGAGCACAGAGACCAGGAGCAGGAAGUGGAAGAGGCCAUGGACUUGUCCCGCCCCUCACGACAGAGCGGCCAAUUAGAGGGCUGA
Messenger RNA from Knipowitschia caucasica, 954 nucleotides. The record is from the annotation of a GenBank genome assembly. Lineage: Eukaryota; Metazoa; Chordata; Actinopteri; Gobiiformes; Gobiidae.